AUGAAGUCUCUCUUAACUUUGGGUGCAGUCCUCCUCGGACUCUACAGCUCACUUGUCAACGCGGCAGCUAUUCCCGCUGAACAUGUCAAGCUUGCUCCAUUCACGCCGAAACGGGAUGUUCCUGAAGAGGCCCAGUCGUCAACUUCGUGUGUGAACGGUCCAAACACCAGGAACUGUUGGUCUCCUGGCUUCACUUCUUCUACCGACAUGUACACUUCCUGGCCUAACACAGGAGUUGUGCGUGCAUAUAACCUUCGAAUCGAGAACACCACUUGCAAUCCGGAUGGCGCUGGCUCUAGAGUCUGUAUGCUGAUCAAUGGUCGAAUUCCGGGGCCAACAAUCGUUGCUAACUGGGGUGAUACAAUCAGAGUUACCGUCCGCAACCUGCUUCAACACAACGGCACAUCCAUUCAUUGGCAUGGUUUCCGCAUGCUAAACAAGAACAUCCAGGAUGGUACUAAUGGAAUUACGGAAUGUGCUCUCGCUCCUGGCGACAUCAAGACCUACGAGUUUCAAGCUACUGAGUAUGGUACAAGCUGGUAUCAUAGCCACUUUUCGCAUCAAUACGGAGACGGCGUCGUUGGCACUGUUCAAGUGAACGGCCCCGCUACCGCAAACUACGACGAAGACCUCGGAGUCAUGCCUAUGACGGAUUGGUACUAUAUCACAGCGUAUCAAGCGGCUGCACGUGCAUUCCAGAACGGACAGGCUGGCCUUGGUCCCCCGGUUGCCGAUAACAUCCUGAUCAAUGGCACCUCCAAAAACGCAGCUGGUGGCGGCACGUAUAACAAGGUGACUAUCCAAGCGGGAAAGAGAUAUCGGCUACGCCUUAUCAACACCUCUGUCGACACCAACCUUCGCGUUAAUCUUGACGGCCAUCCAUUCUCCGUCAUUGCCACAGACUUUGUCCCUGUCAAUCCAUACACCACCAAUUAUAUCCAGAUCGGAAUCGGACAACGGUACGACGUUCUAUUCACAGCUAACCAGACUGCCGGGAACUUUUGGUUCCGUGCUGUAGCUGAUUCGCAAUGUCAAUCGCGAACGGCCCUCGAGGGCCGCGCCAUCUUCACCUACCAAGGUAAAACCGUCGCUGAUCCCACCACAACCCCUCCUGCCACCCCACCCACGGGCUGCCUUAACCCAGUUACAACACCCAAGAUCGUGAAGAACGUCCCCAGCUCCACAUUUGCCGCGCAAGCGAAAACUCUCCCCGUCGCCAUCGGCCCUGUUGCUGCUCAAGGUAAUACCGUGCUUUGGACUAUCAAUGGCACCUCUAUGGUUGUGGAUCCUGGAAACCCGACCAUCAAAUACGUGGCACAAAACAACAACAUCCCACAGUCAUACAAUGUCGUCCAGAUACCUUCAACCUCUGCAUCUGUAUGGACCUACUGGGUGAUCCAGCAGGCAGCUGGCGCGCCUCCUAUUGCCCACCCUAUCCAUCUUCACGGACACGACAGUCACAUCUUGGGCGCAGGAACCGGCCAGUUCAGCGUAGCCAACAACUUCAAUCAACUGCGCUUUACGAACCCGCCUCGUCGCGAUGUUGCCCAGCUUCAGGGUGGCGGCUGGCUCGUUAUUGCAUACCCUACCGAUAACCCAGGAGCUUGGCUUAUGCACUGUCACAUCGCUUUCCAUGUCGGCAUGGGUCUAAGCAUUCAGUUCUUAGAGCGUAAGCCCCAAAUCGCUCUCCCGGCGGCAGGCUCGGAGUGGUAUAGUACAUGUAAUAAAUGGGCGGCAUACAAGGCCGGCACUUCAGACAUCUACCCACAAGAUGAUUCGGGUCUCAAGAAGCGCUGGCCUCCUAUCCUUAACGGGGAUUCGUCCUUUGAGAUAGCGUAA
Cucurbitaria berberidis CBS 394.84 is the source of this 1839-nucleotide messenger RNA. RefSeq names its product multicopper oxidase. NCBI's taxonomy places the organism in Eukaryota, Fungi, Ascomycota, Dothideomycetes, Pleosporales, Cucurbitariaceae. The transcript has 7 exons. Bases 1 to 1839 code for a protein of 612 amino acids. The record is from RefSeq and is a predicted model, not a curated record. Gene Ontology annotation, molecular function: oxidoreductase activity; copper ion binding.